AGUCAAAGCUGGUUGUUUCCACAUUAAAGAUGAGAGUAGCUGUAAUAUACUCCAUCUCGUAUGCAGGAAGCAUGACCUUUGGAUUCCUGGCCAUUAGCCACAUGGUCUCACUUGAGCAACAUCUGAGCAUCCUUGGCUCAGUGUCAGGGUAGUUUGAAGCACUUGGUGUGGUGUGGGAAACUUCUAUAAAAGCAGAGAUGCUCCUCCCUACCAUCUUGUUUUCAGCACAUUCAGAAAUGUUUCUCCACCCCUAAAGCCUCAGUGAAAUGGCUUUAGCUAAAACAGAGGGGUCUUGCUGGAUUCCUGCUUAGCUGCUUUGCAGUGCUGUGGGGGAAAGCUUGCAGGAAGGGGAGGCUUGCUGAGGACAAGAAGGGCACUCAAAGCUCUCUGGAGUUACCUGAACCAAAAGGGAGUUAAUAGUGAGGCCAUCUGGGAGAAGAUUAAGGACAUCGUUAUCAAAACCAUCAUUGCAUCUGAGCCCUAUGUGAACAGCCUGGUGAAGAUGUACGUGCGACGCCCAUAUUGUUGCCAUGAGCUGUUUGGGUUUGAUAUCAUGCUGGAUGAAAAUCUCAAGCCCUGGAUCUUAGAGGUCAACAUUUCCCCAAGCCUUCACACCAACUCCCCGCUGGAUGUGAGCAUCAAGGGCCAGAUGAUCCGGGACCUCCUCAACCUUGCUGGCUUUGUUCUUCCCAGCGCAGACAGCGUGGCCCCAAGGCCACAGGCAAGAAGUGGUUCUACCUCCAGUAUGGGCAGUGCUUUGAAGGAGAAGCCCAAGCCAGUGUCUGAGCAUUUCAUAGCUGAGAAGAUGAAGAAGGUCUAUUACUUGAUGCAGAAGAUACCUGACCAGGAUUUUUAUUCUUCUGUCUUGGACAUCCUGACCCCAGAUGAUGUUCGCAUCCUUGUGGAGACAGAGGACGAAUAUUCCCGGUGUGGGCAGUUCGAGCGGGUGUUCCCCACCCACAUCUCCAUGCGGUACCUGCACUUCUUCGAGCAGCCUCGUUACUUCAACAUCCUGGUGACCCAGUGGGAGCUCAAAUACUACUUGAAUAAACACAAAGGUCUGGAGCUACUGAAGAACUGGUGUGUCAAAGGGUACCACACUGGGGCAGGGACGGAUUUAGCCCAGAUGUGGUCACUGCCAAAGUCUUUCUUCCUCCAGAAGAGCAAUGUUCAAUCAAAUGGCUUCAGCAAACUGGAACUGGGCAAUCUGGGCAUGCUCCUGUCUUCAGCUGGUGAGGGCCUCAAGAGAUGCCUGGAGCCCAGCUCUGCUCAGAAAUUACCUCUCAACAAGUGCAGUGGUGGAGCCAACCAGAAACCUGCUGGCUGCCUUUCUGACACCACCUUGGUGAUGUGACCAGGCAGUUGCGGUCCCUCCCUGGGACACCUUAACCUACCUCAAAGGAAGAGACAGAAGCUGGCUCCAGAGAGCAAGGACUGUGGGAGCCACCUGCACUGCACACUUGCUUGUGGGGCUGUUUUUAGAGAGGGAUGUUCUACUGAGUAAUGAAGAGACUGGUGUGACUUCCAUUGUUAAAAAAAGUAGCAAAGCUGGGCACUUGAGCUUUGUCUGGCCUUUUUCCUAGGCUGCUCUUAAAGCCUGACAUGGUGGUUUCUUUGCUGCAUAGUAGCUGGCUGAGCUUGGAGUCAGCCUGGCCUUCCCAUUCCUGACCAGCAUGGGCUGAGCCCUUGUUUGCCUGUGUCUCCAUGAGCUGUGGGUUGCUGAGUCUGCACCUGCCCCACUUCAGCUCAUCCCCUGGAGAAGUCCCCAGCCACUCCCUACUCUGCUCCUCUGGAAGAAGCAGGGUCUUUAAAAUGACCCAUUUCAUCCUUUCUCAACACCUGCACCAACAUCCUCCCUGCUGCUCCCUGCCAAGCCCUGGGACCUGGGUGGAGCUUGGGUCAUGCACAUCAGAGAGACCAUGGGUACCAGCUGUGGGGUUUGUUGUGGGGACAGUAGGGCUGCUAGCUCUCCCCGGUGGCCUGCAGCAUCCGUGUGGGGACUGCAGGCUGGUGCUCUUCUUCUGGGCUCUGCUAUUUUCCCUUUGUUUCUUAAGGAUUUUUAUUAAAGUUUAGCACUCA
Pezoporus occidentalis (night parrot) is the source of this 2079-nucleotide messenger RNA. It is a transcript of the gene TTLL4, whose product is annotated as tubulin tyrosine ligase like 4. Gene Ontology annotation, cellular component: cilium. Gene Ontology annotation, biological process: protein polyglutamylation; microtubule cytoskeleton organization. Bases 503 to 1354 code for a protein of 283 amino acids. Gene Ontology annotation, molecular function: tubulin binding; tubulin-glutamic acid ligase activity. The transcript is spliced from 9 exons. NCBI's taxonomy places the organism in Eukaryota, Metazoa, Chordata, Aves, Psittaciformes, Psittacidae. The record is from RefSeq and is a predicted model, not a curated record.